UAGUCAAAAACGGUUUAAUUCUGCCUACUCGACGUUUUCCACGAAACACAGGGAGUGUCGUUCAGAUGCGCUGACCUUCGUUUUGAUGCACAACGCACAACAAAGCAUCAAAUUGACGGCUGCCCCAUUUUCACAACAAUCUUUGGAUUUGUUGUUAUAUUUGUGGAAUGUAUUCCUUAUGAUAUAUCUUCAAAAACAGUAAUUUAGCUGGUUGUGUAAAGUGUUACGUAUGUGGAAAGUAAAAUGAGAAUGGCAUCAGUGACUACGCAAACAUCGUCUGGUGUGUGUUACAAUACGACAGCAAAGACUUUCUUUUUAACUUCUAGGCUAGUGUUAGUGCAACAGAGGAAAUAAUUACUCCCGAAAUUUUAUAAUCAAGAUGAAUGAGAGGGAAAUUCCAAGUGUCCCUAUUACAACUUUGGCAGGAGUAGCCAGUUUGACGGAUUUAUUACCAGUGCUGCCUCUUCCCACCCCUCUACCAUCAACCCUCAACAAUAAGUCUCAGUUGUUUCACCCUCGAGUUGCUGAGGAAGCAGCAAUAUUACUUGCUACUAGAGAUGACAAUUUGGUUACCCUUCUUUUGCAGUCGCUUAUGAAAACCUCUGUGGAGCAUAUAGAUCUUAAGGAGGAAAGCAUACCCAAUGCAAUAAGCCCUGCUCCUCAACAAGCUACACCAGAGCUGCUGAAAGCAAUAUUACAUGUAAAUCCUAAUGUAUUUGACCAACAACAGAGAAACCAUUGGGGUAAUCAUGUCACCUCAAAGUUUAAUGGAUUAUCACCAUCUGCCUCAUACAAUUACCCAGCACACAAUACUGCUCAUUCAAGCCCAUCUUCAGUUGGAACACCAGUUCAAUCGGCAGCCAUUCCAAAUCAGCAACUACUAGCCCCGCCAUGCCAGUCCUCACCACACGUCAACAUGGGCUCCCCACCAUCACAAGCCAGGCCUGGAAGCCAAGUGAACAUCACUGCACAGAACAAUGUGUCUCCUUUAUGGAAUAGUGCUAAUUCUUCCACGUAUACAAGUCCCUUGUCCAACACAUCCAGUUCCAACCCCCAAAAUGGUGGUUUCUAUGGAAGUCUGACCCAAGAGAACCCAAGUUUUGGUACAAACUUAUCUGAAGAUAAAGAUCCUCUUGCUAUGUCUCCUGGGAAUAUGCCUGACCAGCAGAGAUUAAUGAUACAAUCUCAGGAAAAGCCAUUUGAACAAGAUGGAAAUGUGGUAACGGGCCAGUCCCCCGCUCAAGCAAGUGUGGCGCCGUCGCCACUGCGCCAAGAACCCCAAGUGCCUCAGCCGUCGAUGGGCGCGCCGUACGCUCCGCAGCAGUUACCACAUAAUCCCAAUCAAGAUAGGCAGGACUCUAAAAAUAGUACUGUCAUAAAUAACAGAUACCCUGUUGUCAAACUCGGCAGAUUACCUGAAGGGUUGUUAAAAAGGCAUGAGACGCCGGGUGACGAAAGGACAAGAAAAAAUAGUACAAUGGAAUCAGAUUCUGAUGACAAUGCUCCUUUGAAGCCGAAAUCGUCAAAUGUUACUCCAUUCGUAGACAAGGAAAGAGAAGCAAUAGAUUUAGCUAGAGAGAAAAAUUGGGAAGCUGUCAAAAGGAAACAUGAAGAAGCAAGUAAAAAAGAGGAAUGUGAAACAGCAAUUGUACGGCCCAAACUGCGGAAAGUUGAACGAAGAUUAGUACCUGUGUUGGAGAUGUUAUCAGUAGACGAACUUAUGGAGACGAAUACUUAUCAACGUUUCAACAAACUAAUAGAAACAGUUUUUGAAACUAUAGAAGACGAUAUAAUUGUGACUGAUGAAAUGGAAGGAACAGACAUUCCCGAAGACUUGUUGCUGCCGCGGUACCAACUCCAGGAGCUGUGUACGGAAGCAGCGAAGCUGAAGAACCUCGGUGCUAUGGAAGCCAUUCCUUCCGACCGGCUGGUGCGAUUGUUGUCCAUACUGGAGAAGAAUAUACGCGCCGCAGAAAAGAUGUCGUUAGCUGGCGACCCUGAGGAUAGCGAAGAGAUGCGUCAGAUAUGGCUGGAGUCGGCCCUGGAGCGAGUCAUGUGCGCCUCCGACUCGUGCCUCACGGCGCUCUACAUCAUGACGUCGCCCAGCAUGCCCAAGCGCAUAUUCCUCGAGGACGUCAUCGACCGCAUCAUAAUGUUCAUCAAAUUCCAGCUGAAUAAUACCAUUUAUUGCGUCUACGAUCCGGUCUACAGCAUUCAGACUACUUCUAAGAAGAAAGUGGACGGGCGCAAACGGCGCGGCGGCGGCGCAGGCAACGCGUCGCGGCGCUCGGGCGGCUCCACCAAGGCCGUGCGCGAGCUGUACACGCACGCGCACGAGUGCGUCACGCUGCUGGCCGAGUUGCUCGGCGCGCACCACCUCACCGACACCACGGUGCUGCACGCCUCCACCGUCGGCGUGUCGCCUUUCUUUGUUGAAAAUGUCAGCGAGCUGCAGCUCUCCGCGCUCAAGCUCGUCACCACGAUUUUUACAAAAUACGAACAACAUCGAAGACUGUUACUAGAGGAUAUCCUGGCGUCAAUAGCGCGCAUCCCCAGCUCCAAGCACAACCUGCGCUCGUUCCAGCUGAGCUCCGACCAGCACAUCCAGAUGCUGACGGCGCUGGUGCUGCAGCUGGUGCAGUGCGUCGUCACGCUGCCCGAGAACUUGUGCAAAACUCAAGACAAGGACAAGGAGCUUUCGGAAUCUAACAAAAAGACCGUGGACAAAGAUCUGUUGAUUAUAUCCAAGUACGAGGCAGCGAUCAGCGUUGGCGGCACGUUCCUGACGUCGUUCCUGAACAAGUGCCGCAGCCGCAACGAGGAGGUGGACUUCCGGCCCCUGUUCGAGAACUUCGUGCACGAUCUGCUCACCACCGUCAACAAGCCCGAGUGGCCCGCCACCGAGUUGCUGCUUAGUUUACUUGGAACGAUGCUUGUAAAAUACAUGUCGGACAAGUCGAUGGAGAUGUCGGUGCGCGUGGCGUCGCUGGAGUACCUGGGGCUGGUGGCGGCGCGGCUGCGGCGCGACAGCGUGACGUCGCGCGCCAAGCUCGCCACCAUGGACGCCGUCGUGCGCGACAUCCGCGCCGAGGAGGAGAAGGACGGCAACCAGGGCGGGAACGUCACCGCGGGACUGGAUGAGGACGAGGAGAGGACGGAGUUUUUACAACGCGUCCUCCUCGACUACCUCGCGGUCAACGGCCAGAAAGACCAGGCUUGGAACUGUGCGCGGCACUUCUACAUCACGCAGUGGUACAGGGACAUGGUCGUGCAACCGAAAAGCUCCUCGCCCACCAAGAAACCUAAGCACAAAUCGAAGAAACGGCACAAAAGCGACACGAGCGACGAGGACUCCGACGACGACGACGAUAGCGACGCCGAAACGAAAUCGGAAAGGAAAGUCACCAGCGCUAUAGUCUCGGCGGAGAAAUUCAAGACGAUAGAGCGGCGGAAAACAUUUUUUCUCGAAAAAAUCAGGCCGUUCAGAUACCAAGGCGGCACUCAAGUACAAGUUAUGCAAUCUUACAUAGACUACGGCGGAGCGGAAUUGAUCUCGCAAUACUUAGCGUCGAAGCGGUCGUUCUCGCAGAGCUUCGACCGGUAUCUACGAAAGAUACUGGUGAUUCUCUGCGAGAACACGAUCGCAAUCCGCACGAAGGCGAUGAAGUGCCUCGCCAACAUCGUGGAGGCGGACCCGGGCGUGCUGGCGCGGCAGGACAUGCAGAUCGGCGUCAACCGCUCCUUCCUCGACCAGUCCACGGCCGUGCGCGAGGCCGCCGUCGACCUCGUCGGCAAGUUCGUGCUCAGCCGGCCCGAGCUCAUCGACAAGUAUUAUGGAAUGCUCUCCAAUAGAAUCUUAGAUACGGGCGUGUCCGUGAGGAAACGUGUAAUAAAAAUCUUAAAAGACAUCUGCACAGAGUGUCCUGAAUUCCCUAAAAUCCCAGAGAUCUGCGUGAAGAUGAUCCGGCGGGUGAACGACGAGGAGGGCAUCCGCAAGUUAGUGAUGGAGGUGUUCCAGAACAUGUGGUUCAGCCCGUGCCCGGCGGGGCGCGCGGCGGCGCUGGACGCGGCGGACCCGCUGACGCGCAAGGUGCUCAACAUCACCGACGUCGUCAUCUCCUCGCGCGACAUGGGCCUCGAGUGGUUCCAGCAGCUGCUCAUGAGCUUGUUCAAACCGAAAGAGGACAAAGAUGACUCCACAAAAAUAAUAUAUCAACCGCCUAAAUCGCUUUUAGUAGCCUGCCAACAAAUCGUUGACUGCCUUAUUGAGAGUUUACUACAGUUAGAAGAAACCAGUGCUGAAGGGAGUGGAUCAUCUCAAAGGAUACUUGCGUGUCUUUCCACUCUGCAUUUAUUCGCUAAAAUUAGGCCACAACUAUUAGUUAAUCACGCCUUGACUCUACAACCGUACCUGAGUUUAAAAUGCCAGAACCAAUACGAGCAACAAAUAACGUCGACGGUGGCGUCGACGCUGGAACUAGUGGUGCCGCUGAUGGAGCACCCGAGCGAGGUGUUCCUGGCGCAGCUGGAGGAGGACGCCGUGAAGCUGAUCCUGCAGCGCGGGCAGCUCGUCAUCGCCGCCUGCAUCGCGCUGCUCGCCGCCAUCGUCAACAACCUCACGCGCAACUACAAGCUCAUCCGCGACGUGUUCAACAAGUACCACGGAAUACUUUUGCAAUGGAAGUCGAGUUGGCAGAGGAACCCUGACAUAACGCGCACCCUGCACGCGAGGCCCCAGUUCCGGCGGUCGCUCUUCAUAGUGGGCCUGUUAUUGCGAUAUUUCGACUUCACCGACCCCAAAGUCAUUGAUGGCCUUGCAAUUGAUAUCAAAGAACAAUUGUUCACAACGUUGAUGUUCUUUGUGGGACUAGAAGAUGAAGAUUUCGUGUCUCAUACACUUAAAGCGCUGGGUUCCGUCUGCGUCAGGCAUUACGAGUUCAUGCUGAGGCCAGAACUUAAAGAGUUCUACCAUCAGCUCCUAACUUCUGACCUCGCGCCCAUAGAAAUGAAAGCGGAUGUGCUCAGGAAUGUCGAAAUGUAUUUACAAGAGGAGGAACAGAGAAUGAUCAGACAGGACAAGGAAUGGUCGAAACGAUCAAAACUAGAGAACCUGAAGGAGAUGGGUGACGUGUCGUCGGGCAUGGCGUCGACGGUGAUCCAGCUGUACCUGAAGGAGAUCCUCGGCGCCUUCCUGCACCCCAGCACGCUCGUGCGCUCCAGCGCCAUGAAGGUCGUGCAGCUAGUGCUCGCGCAGGGCCUAGUGCACCCCGUGCAGAUUGUUCCAUAUUUGAUCUGCAUGAGUACUGACUUAGAAGUAACAGUAUCUCACGCAGCGGACAAAAACCUACAAGAAAUAGAUAAGAAAUACCCUGGGUUCAUCCACAUGAAGGCGCAACUUGGCAUCAAGCUGUCUUAUCAGUUACAAAAAAUAAUUCAGACUAGCGCCAAGAAUGAAGUCAUUCGAGGAUUUAGGAAAAAAGAUCAAGACGAACUGCCUUCGUCUCUGAAUGGAUUUUUAUAUUCAUUAUUACGUAAUACGCGUCCGCAAAGGAGAGCGCUGGUUUUAUCAUUACUUAAGCAAUUUGACGAUGUUUCCACUGCGCCUUUGGAUCAAAUGUUGUACCUGGCAGAUAAUUUGAGUUACUUCCCGUAUCAAGUACAAGACGAACCACUUUUUAUAAUUCAUCACAUUGACAUCAUCAUAUCUACGUCUGGAUCAAACUUACUACAAGUUUUUCGUGAGGGUCUGGUGAGCACAAACGCAGAGGAGAAGGAGGAAGAGGAGGAGGACGAGGAGGAAGCGGAGGCGCUGGUGGCGCGGCUGCCGGCGUGCACGCGGCCGCUGGCCGACGCCAUGCGCCAGGCGCGCGGCUGUCUGCUGCUGCUCGUGCUCAAGCAGCACCUCAAGCAACUCUACGGCUUCACCGACGCAAAAAUCAACCAAUACUCGCCGUCGGAGAGCGUAAAGGUGUACGAGAAGGCGGUGUCGCGGCGGCAAGCGCCGGUGUUCGAGCCGCGCGCCACCAUCGCGCAGCUGCGAGAUGCGCCGCAGGACGACGAGCUCGACGAGCGCGGUCGCCGCCGGCUGGUCGACGAUUACCUCGAGUUCAAGCAGCUGAUGCUGAAAUUCGACCCCGAAGAGGAGGAGGACGAGGAGUUCACGCCGAGCGGGGCGGCGGCGGCGGCGGGCGGUACCGCGGCGGCGCCGGCCGAGAUAUUAUAG
This is a messenger RNA of Leguminivora glycinivorella, 6223 nucleotides long. It is a transcript of the gene Nipped-B, whose product is annotated as nipped-B-like protein B. The record is from RefSeq and is a predicted model, not a curated record. The coding region runs from base 380 to 6223 and encodes 1947 amino acids. Gene Ontology annotation, cellular component: Scc2-Scc4 cohesin loading complex. Lineage: Eukaryota; Metazoa; Arthropoda; Insecta; Lepidoptera; Tortricidae. Gene Ontology annotation, molecular function: chromatin binding. Gene Ontology annotation, biological process: establishment of mitotic sister chromatid cohesion; replication-born double-strand break repair via sister chromatid exchange; regulation of gene expression. The transcript has 28 exons.